CCCGGCCCGGCCAGGCCUCCUCACCUGCCGGGAGCGGGGCUCCGGCGCCUGCCGAGGGCUCCUGCGGCUCCUCACUCCCGCAUAGAAGAAGUGGCCAAGCAAACCUGUUCCUUUGGAAUCCAGAUCCCAGAUGUUCCGUGUCCCCCCUUCCCUUUGCCUCCACAGCUUUGGGACUUAGAAGAGUGGUGGGAAGGACUCCAGGAGGCUCGUGCACAAAUCCACAGGAGGGAGGGCAGCCCAGGGUGCUGUGUCAUGUGCAUUCUCCCUCUUACCUGCUGCAGGUACCUCAGCCUUGAAGGGAUCCUUUUCAUUUGGACCCCCCCGUGUCUUCUGCUGAGUAAUUGAUCACCGUGCACCCGGGGACACCCAAUUCACAGCCGAGUGGGAUCAGCCCUCAUGAAUAAGCAAAGCGCCGUGGCCGUGCUGCUGCAGGAGUGCGAGCGGGCUCUGGACACGCUCCUGGCACCCCAGGCCGGCACGGGCGAGGGAGAGGAGCGGGAAUACCGGCAGUGCCAAGCUCUGCUUCCUGAGGAGCUGAGGAGCCUCCUGGAGGAGGCAAAGGAAAUGAAGUGGCCCUUUGUGCCGGAGAGGUGGCAGUACAAACAAGACCUCGGCCCAGAAGACAAAACAAACCUGCAAGAUAUGAUCAGCGCCAGGCUCCCUGACUUGCUGGCUUAUCUGAAGGCUUCCAUCCUUGCCGGGGACUGCGGCACGGCCACGGCCGUGGUGUUCCUGAUUGACCGCUUCCUCUACUGGAUCGACGCCUCCAGCAGGCUCCUGCGGAUCGCCAAGGGGCUGCACCGGCUGCAUCCCGCCGCUCCCAUCAGCCCGCAGGUGCUCAUCCGCCAGGCUCGCCUCGCCGUCAACGCAGGUAAACUUUUAAAAGCUGAGUAUAUCCUCAGCAGCCUGAUUAAUGACAACGGGGCAACGGGAACCUGGCGAUACGCCGAGGAGAGCGAUCGGAUUCUUGUUCAGGCAGUCUGCUUACAAAUCAGGGGGCAGAUUCUGCAAAAGCUUGGGAUGUGGUAUGAGGCAGCAGAGUUGAUCUGGGCUUCAAUCGUGGGAUACUUCAAACUUCCCCAGCCAGAUAAAAAGGGAAUUGCCACAUCCUUGGGUAUUAUGGCAGACAUCUUUGCUUCCAUGAAUGAGCAGGAUUAUGCACGCUUUAAAAGCAAUGCUGACAUUGACCUGAGCCUCCUGCAGGAGUUCAGCCACCGCUUGUUGUCGGCGGCUGAGGCCUGCAAGCUGGCAGCUGCCUACAGCCAGUACACCCCCCUGUUUGUCCUCACGGCCGUGAACAUCCGUGGGAUGUGCCUGCUGUCCUACAGCCACUCCAAGGACUGCCCCCCGGAAAAGAGAGAGUUCUACUUGUCUGAAGCCAAAGAAUCCUUUGAGAUCGGGCUGCUCACCAAGGAGGAGCAGAGUGCCAUCACCAGCAAGCAGGAGCUGCACAGUUUCAUCAAAGCCGCCUUCUGCCUCGCCACCGUGCACCGAUGGCUCUACGGAGAGAGCCGGGAGCUCCGUGAGGUGGCUCAGCUGUGCAGGGAAGCCCUGGGAAAACUGCACUCCUACAGCACCUUGUUUCCAGAGGAGGAGGAUAAAGGGAUGCUUGCCAAAGAGAUCAUGUCUGUGAUCGCGUCUGUGAAGAAGCGCCUGCGAGUGGGGAGCUUCCCGAAUUCAGAUUCCAGGUCUUAUGUCCCAGACAGUUAUAAAGGCUCGGUACAAAAACCUGUCCUGCAAGGGGAAACCAGCUUUGAGAAAAUCCUUGCCAAGCAUUCCCAGCAUCACCUGUCAGUGUGCCAAGUGUUUGAAAAAACUUGCAGGAUUCAUAAAAUCACGCCGGGAGAAAUCCAGGUGGGAGCUUGUAUCACGACCUUGAGAACAGAGACCAAAGCCACGGACACUGUGUGCACCACUGAAGACACAGUUCGCCAGAAGAGAGGUGCUGGGAAAAUCCUGAACUCACCAACAGCAGGAAGCACCUCAGAGGGACCCAGUGGCCAAAGAAAUCAAGACAUUUGCUCUGGUGUGAUGAAAAUUUCCUUUGAAGAGGAGGUUGAGCCAUUAGAAAUGAAAAUAAAUGGUAAAAAUGACGUUUUCGGCAGAGGGCAAAACGGGAGCCAAAGCACUACUUCUGAGAAGUCUUGGUGCAAGCUGCUUAAAUCCAGUUACUCUUCCAGCUGGGAGGAGCUAAGCUGCAAUAGCAGCAGAGAGUCUCUCAGGGACGGGCAGCAAGGGGAGAAGGACUCAGCGGGGGAGCGGUGCUGCACCACAGAAACUGAUGAAAACAAUCAGGACGCUCCCUUGUGCUCGUCACCUCCCGGAGCCCGGCAUCCUGCUCCUCCAGAAUCCCUCCAUGGCUGUGGGGGAUCUCCUGAGCAUUCCUCAGAGGGGCCCACGCCUCCAGCAGGGAGGAUGGUGGAGGAGCCCCUCUGCGGAGAAGAGCCGCGGGAGGGAGGACACCCUGGAAGGAGCUCUUCAGAAAAGAAAGCAAAGGGCUCGAACAAUGAGUUUCCUUCCCUCGCCGCCUCUUACUCUGUUCCUGCAGGCCAGGAGGAGGAGGAGGAGGAGAAGUCCCUUUCCUGUGCGGAGCUGAGCUGCAGGACCAAGGACAGCAGCGGGGAGGGAGGCAUUGCUCACUUGGAGUGGGUGCAGCCAGGAGAACCUGCAGAUAGCCCUGAGGAUCCCUGGCUUGAGGCACAGCCCCCCCAAAACAGGGGCAUCGGGUCGAAAACGGGCAGUGGCUCCUCUGUGAGUGAUUGGGUGAGGAAAUCUGCCAUGCUGGGGAACAGAUCUCUCCAAGUGCCUCAAGUUGACACCCAGGCAGAAACAAUAGAUGACACUGAAUUUGAGCUCAUCAGUGUGGGAGACUUAGUGAACAAUUAUCCCACAGCACUGCCUCCAAAGCAUGAGGCAACUCCUGGUGUGCCAACAGCUUUGCCCUCCCGGGGAAAGUUAUCCACAACAAAGCACUUUGACUGUGCCACUACAGAAGAAGACGAAGAGAAGUCUCAGGAUGUGGCCAGCAGCAAGAGACAAUCCAGUUCCUCUCUGAGCUCAUGGAUCAAGUCAGCACAGAUGCCCACGAGCUCCCCUGAAGGUUCAGUCCCUAGGGGAAGUGGUUUUGCCUUCACACCUGGGAGAACAAAGGAGACGAUCCUGGACGCUCGGUUUCUGAGGGAUGAUGAUUACAAGCAGCUUCUGGCAGGGGUGGAGCAUGAUUGGCUUGUCCAGAGACUGAUGCCUACUGGGAUUUUUAGGGCCAAAGAGCUUCACAAAGCAUACUCUGCUCUUCUUCUGAAAUACUCCAAGAAAUCAGGGCUGUGGACGGGCCAGGAGACAGCCGUGUUCAUCGGGGACUACCUGAACGUGGCCAAGGAAGGCAAGCAGAGAAGUGCCUUUUGGAUACACUUCCUGCACCAAGAGGAAAGCCUGGGAAGGUAUGUUGGGAAGGAAUAUAAAGAAGAAAAAGGACUCCUCCAUCAUUUCAGUGACGUGGAGCGCCAAAUGACCGCCCAGUACUACGUGACAGAGUUCAACAAGAGGCUGUAUGAGCAGAAGGUCCCUACCCAAAUCUUUUAUAUCCCCUCUGCAGUGCUCCUGAUCCUGGAAGACAGAACUAUAAAGGGGUGUGUGAGUGUGGAGCCCUACAUCCUCGGGGAGUUUGUGAAGCUCUCCAACAACACCAAGGUAGUGAAGAAUGAGUACAAAGCCACGGAGUACGGUCUGGCUUAUGGCCACUUCUCCUACGAGUUCUCCAAGGGAACUGACGUCGUUGUCGACCUCCAGGGUUGGGUGACAGGUAACGGGAAAGGCCUCAUCUACCUCACAGACCCCCAGAUUCAUUCCCUCAAUAGCAAAGACGUCUCACGCUCCAACUUUGGGAAGAAAGGAAUUCACUACUUUUUUAAGGAUCAACACGUGGAGUGCAAUGAGAUCUGCAGCUGCCUGUCUCUGACGAGGCCCUCGCUGGAGCUGCUGGCCUAGACUGGCACAGGAUUGGGCACAAUUUCAGAUGGAUCGGGAGCUCUGUCUUCAUCCGGGGCUUGGAUACCGGAAAUCAUGGAUUUACCAGCUCAUCGCCUGAAGAACUGGGACGCACACGUGGCCCCAAACACAGAGAGUUUAAAUUAUUGGUUCAUAUUUGUGGUACGAAUAGGGGAUUAUUGAGGGAAUAAACAGGUGUCUCUGAGGGUGGUGAAUUUAAUAUUUUGGCUGUAAAUUUCAUCUUAGAGCUACUGACAAAAAAAAAAAAAAAAAAUUGCCUUUAUUUCCUCUGGUUUCAGAAUAAAGUAACUUGAAC
Molecule: messenger RNA, 4303 nt
Organism: Poecile atricapillus (Black-capped chickadee)
Lineage: Eukaryota; Metazoa; Chordata; Aves; Passeriformes; Paridae
Gene: ALPK1
Product: alpha kinase 1
Exons: 17
Coding region: 397-3987 (1196 amino acids)
Biological process (GO): protein phosphorylation
Molecular function (GO): ATP binding; protein serine/threonine kinase activity
Source: RefSeq, a predicted model, not a curated record